CUUAGUUUAAAUACGUAUAAUAAUUAGAGAUAAACCAUGUUUAUUUAAUAUGAACAUUACUAUGGAACAACCAGAGAAGGAAACCCGGAAAAAUCGACUGAUUCCCACAUUCGAACACCUCGGCAAGAUAGUGCUCUCCAAAAAGGACGGUGGAUACCUAUAUUUUUGUGCUGUUACAGCUAGUCUCUUGGUCUUCAGUGGCUGUUCCUGUAUAGUAUGGUCUUCUCCGGUGAUACCGAAGCUAAAGUCGGAAGAUGCAGAGGAAAACCCCCUUGGUGAACCCAUCACUACCUUACAAAUAUCACUGAUAACAGGUUUACCAUCGUUUGUAGCUCUGCUGGGUAAUUUUGUGUUCGCCAAGAUGCCAAAUGCCUUUGGUCGCAAAGCAACUAUGUUAUUGAUUUCCUUCGGAAUGUUAGCGUCGUUACUAUUAGUCGCUUUCGGUAACCACGUCUACAUGUACUCAGCAGGCUUGUGUUUCCUUUUUAUAUGUGUUGCUGGUGUAUACGUGGCACUACCUUUAUAUUUGAGCGAAAUAUCCGAAGACCACAACAGAGGAAGAAUAUUAAGUCUCAUUGGAGUAUUGAUGCCUUUGGGAAAUCUCUACGGGUACCUCCUAGGCCCCAUAACUUCCAUUAGAACAUUUACUUUACUUUUAGCGUUACCACUUGUGGUUCAUCUGUUUCUUGUGUUUAUGUAUUUGCCGGAAUCUCCGGUGUAUUUAGUUUCUAAAAAACAGACACCAGCCGCAAUGUGUUCAUUAAUAAAAUUAAGGAAGAACAAAAACUCUGUAGAAAUCGAAGAUGAGUAUUUUAAGAUAGACCAGACGCUCAAAGCUAGAGAAAACUUCAAAGAAAGAGGAAUGAAGGAGCUAUUUACAAAUAGGAGUGUCAGAAAAGCGCUGUUGAUAUCUUUAUGCGUGAACCUCACACAGCAGUUAUCGGGAGUUAUAAGUAUCUUGAAGUUUCUAGCUCCCGUUUUUAACGAAGUUAGUACUUCUUUUGCAGGCAAUAAAGUAGCUAUUUUAGUAGGUCUUGUUAAGUUUGUCAGCUUCUUCAUUAGUUCUUGUUUGGUGGAGAAGUUAGGACGGAGACCCCUGUUGCUAACUUCUGCAUUUGGUAGCUGCAUAUCCUUGUUUCUCAUAGGUUUAUUUUUCUUUUUAAAGCAACAUACCUCAGUUGCGAUAGACAAUAUUACUUGGUUACCCAUUUCGUCAGUUCUUGUGUUCAAUUUCAUGUACGCUUUAGGAAUAGGAACCUUAUCAAUAACAGUAAUGAACGAAAUGUUACCUACAGAUGUUAAAGCAGUAGGUUCGGCUCUAGUUUUUACUAUUUGUUACUUAUUAGGCUCUUCCCAAGUGUUUUUGUUUCCGUUGAUUAGUGAACAUUUCGGAAUAUUUUACUGUGUCUGGUCAUUCAGCGUAUGCUGCUUGUUGGGGUUUGUUUUUAUGUUCAUUUUUUUACCAGAGACGAAAGGAAAGAGUUUUUUAGAAAUACAAGCCAUUUUAGAAACAUAAAAAAGAGACACGGAAAGUUUUCCAAGCAAAUACGAAAAAAAUAAUCAUCCAGGGCCUUAACAAAUGUAAAUUGUGAUAUUUUAAAGCCUUAUGUGUUCCGAAUUCCUGAAUUCUAGUCUUUUUAAUAUAGUAGAUACACCAAAGGGAAAUCGUUUCCAUGUUAGGUCCACUACUAAUCGAAUUUUUUUAAAAUCCCAAGUUUUUUAUCUAUUUUUUACUGCGGAACUUCCUCUUAAGGUGUCGUCUUCUUUUGAGGGUUGACGAUUUAAAAUUGUCAUGAGUUCCUUAGUCCGCCAAGCGCCUUUUCAUAAUCUAUAAAGUAGGCAUAUAUAUCAUUAUUCACGUCCAAACGGCGUUUCGUUAAUAUUAGUCCGUUCUUUAACGGUAAAAUAUUGCAAAAGCUCUAAAUUUUAAAGAACCGCUUGGAUUGACAUGAAAUUUGGCAUACACAUAGCUAACAAGUCAAAGAAAAAAAGUGAUAUUGUGCCGAUAUGUGCUUUUGCCCUGGGGGUGGUUUUCACCCCUUCUUGGGGGUGAAAAAAUAUUCGUCCAAAGAAAGUCAGGAAAUGGAUAAACUGGCUAAUUUUAAGUAACUUUUGUUCUAUAGAGUUUUUUAACUAAGUCAAUACUUUUCGAGUUAUUUGGCAGUGAAUAUGGUCAUUUUUUCAACAAAAUAACCACGCUUUUAGACGGUUUUUCGCAAAUAACUUAAAUAGUAAGUAUUUUGUCGAAAAAACAUUCUUAGCAAAAAUAUAGCCUGAAAAAAAUUUUAAAAAAAUGGUGUAUUGGUCACGUCUCUACACCUAGUAGAAGCAGAGUUAUAGCUAAUGAAAAAUAGGUUCAUAUUCGUCAAAUUCCAAAUGGAAUAUUUUAACGUGAAAUAACCAAAAAUGAAGCACAUUUCGGGGAAAACUCAUUACAAAAUAUUUAAAGUGUUUUAAAUAAGCUUCAUUUUUGUUUUAUAAAAAAAUUUCUAGCAUCAAAAUAAACAAGUUACGCUCAAAAUAAAGUUAGUCCCUUUUGGUUUUGGUAAAAAAAAUCGAGAAAAUCACCCCCUAAAUUAGUAUCUUAAAUGAACUUAAUCGUUACGACUUCACAAGUUUCUUGACUCGUGUAUAUAUUGUUUAUAUGAUCUGUAAGUUUCAUCGGUUCAAAGUCCUUAUUAUUGAAAGGGCUGUAGUUAAAAGGGGUUGAACGAGUCACUGAUCACGAAUGUAUGCAAAUUUAGAAACACCAAAUCUUAAUCAAUUUUUGUCUAACAGAAAAACAAAAAAAUACAUUUUUUUUCUCUGAUUCUGGCUUUGGUUUAGAACUAGAACCUUUAGCCACGUAAUUGUAUAACUUAUUACUAAGUCAGGGGAGUAAUGUGUAGUGUGUGUGUUGAGUAAGUGUCUUGUUACUUUGCAAAGUCGACGUCAUUGUCUUUGCAAAGAGACGCUAAUUGUUUCCGAACGUCUGCGGUCCCUCCGGUGAUACAUGAUAAAAAAAUACAUGAUAUUCAGAAAAGCAAAUCUGACUUUUUUUGUUUUUCGAGAUUUUUGUAUUUCUAACAAUUUUUAAGCUAUUUUGAAAAAAAGCAUAUUUUUCAAAAUUUAAAUUUUUAAAAAUUUUACUUUGAAAUCAAAUUUUUUCAAAAAUAAGCACUUUGAAUCGAUGAAACUUACAGAUAAUAUUUAUAAACACAACAUAAGUAAAAUAAUUUGUGGAGCGGUAACGAUUAAUUUCAUUUAAGUUGCUAAUUAGGGGGUGGUCGUCCCGAUUUUUUUGCAAAAACAAAAGGGACCGUCUUUAUUUUGAGCGUAACUUGCUUAAAUUUAAUGCUAGAAACUUUUUGUAAAAACAGAAAUAAAGCUUUUUUUAAACACUUUAAAAAGUUUUAAUAGGUUUUCCCCAAAAAGUGCUUAAUUUUUUGGAUAUUUCACGUCGAAAUAUUCUAUUUUAAAUUUGGUGAAUAUGAAUCUAUUUUUCAUUGGCUAUAACUCUGGUUCUACGAGAUCCAGAGACCUAACGCAUACACCAUUAUUUUUACUUUUUUAUAGGCUAUGUUUUUGUUUUUUUAAAAAACUAUGUCAGGCUAUGUAAAAACGUUUUUUUCGACAAAAUACUUACUUUUUGAGUUAUUUGCGAAAAACCGUCUAAAAUGUGGUUAUUAUUCCAAAUAACUCGAAAAGUGUUGACUUGGCGAAAAAGCUCUAUAGAAAAAAAGUUACUUAAAAUUAGUCAGUUUACCCAUUUCCGGACUUAUUUUGGACAUAUAUUUUUUCACUUCCAAAAGGAAGUGAAAGUCACCCCCAGGGCAAAAGCACACAUCGGCACAAUAUCACUUUUUUUCUUUGACAUGAGCUAUAGAUACGUAUGCCAAAUUUCAUGUCAAUCCAAGCGGUUCUUUAAAAUUUAGAGCAAAAACCGUGAAAGAAUGGAUAUAUAUAUGAAUGAAUAUAUUUAAACACAAUAAAGGCUUAACGUUGUUCUGAAGCUAUUUUCUUGUGGCAUUUUUAUAAUCAAUUACUUUUAAUGGGAAAUAAGUACCAAAUUUUACCAAAAAAAUGAUUUUAUUAACGUUUCGACGCCCAAAUCGGGUUUCGUUAUCAAAAUACAAAAUACUACUAAAGUAAACAAAAAUGUUGUUGCUAAGUAAAAAAAUUCUUCUAAUAAUUUAUUUAAUCUGACUCAUUUAUAUUGGCAAUUCAGACGUAUAUUAUACAUUUUAAAGUAGAAGACUUUAAAAUGAUAUCACCAAUAUUUAUGAGUUGCGUUCCUGGGACGACUUUACUAAAAGAUAGUUCAUUCGAUUACAUGAAAUCAAUCCCAACUCAAGAAUAUCCGUCACAAAAAAAUCAUAGCAUGUGAUCUGUCUUUAAAAAGACAACCAAAUGCAACGAUGACAGUAAAAUUCUCGCGUUAGAGAUUCCAGAGUAAAUCACGAGGGAAAACCAGGAAAAAACCUCGUGAUACUAUCCCGACAUCGUAAGUAUUUGGUCUUACAUUUAAUUUACUUUCAAAAAACUAAUACCAAAUUCUGACUUUAAUAUGUUUAAAUUAUAAAUAAUAUUAAUAAUACAUAGAUAUACAAUGAGUAAUACUAAAAUAUAAAAUUUGUAUUAACUCGAUAUGUUAUUGACUUACUAAUCGUGGUAUUUUCUUUCUAUUGACUUCCUCUUAUACUUACCCAUACUAAAAGAAUUUUUUUACUUAGCAACAACAUUUUUGUUUAUUUUAGUAGCAUUUUGUAUUUUGAUAACGAAACCCGAUUUGGGCUUCGAAACGUUAAUAUAAUCAUUUUUUUGGUAAAAUUGUGGCUUAUUUCCCAUUAAAAGUAAUUGACAAUAAAGCCUUCCCAGUUCCCACUCAUCAUAAUUCUCUUUGCCUUAUCCCUAUGCGGGAUCGGCUUUCCUAAUUGCAUUUCUCCACGCAAAUCUAUCUUGAGUCAUAUCAAUGUUAAUCCCCUUUACCAACAUGUCCUGCCUUAUCGUCUCCUUUGGUUUUCUUUGGUCUUCCUCUCCUACUCCUUCCAGAAAUCUGCACUUCAGCUAUUCUUCGUAUUGGGUGAUUAACAUUUCGACGUUGAACAUGACCAAACCAUCUUAACCUAUGCUCUCUCAUUUUGGCAUCAAUUGGUGCCACACCUAGACUUCCCCUAAUAUACUCCAUUCUAAUUUUAUCCUUCUUUGUCACUCCACUCAUCCAUCUAAGAAUUCUCAUUUCCGCCACAUGCAUUCGUUGUUCCUCUUUCUUUUUCACUGCCCAACAUUCAGUUCCAUACAUCAUAGCCGGUCUUAUGGCUGUUUUAUAGAAUUUUCCCCUCAGCUUUAUUGGAACUUUUCUGUCACACAACCCACCACUCGAUUCUUUCCACUUCAUCCAUCCAGCCCUAAUUAUACUGCAUGCAUCUCCAUCUAUUUCUCCAUUACUCUGUAAUACCGAUCCUAGGUACUUAAAACUAUUGCUUUUCACAAUCAUUUCACCAUUCAAAGAUAUCAUUUUAUUUGUAGCAACUCAAUUAAAUGAACAUUCCAAAUACUCUGUUUUUGUCCUACUAAGUUUUAAAACUUUUUUCUCCAGAGCUUGUCUCCACUGUUCCAGUUUUUGUUCUAAGUCUCUUUCACUAUUUCCUAUUAACACUACAUCAUCAGCAUACAUUAGGCACCAUGGAAUGCUACCCUGUAGUUACGCUGUUAUCUGGUCCAAAACUAAUGAGGAUAAAUAAGGACUAAGCACCGAGCCUUGGUGCAAUCCUACUUUCACCUGAAAUUUAUCAGUCUCUCCCACACCUGUCCUAACACUAGUCGUUACUCCCUCAUACAUAUCUCUCACAAUCUUUACAUAUUCGCCAGGGACUCCUUUCUUAUUGAGUGCCCACCACAUAAUCUCUCGAGGAGCUUUAUCAUAUGCUUUCUCAAGAUCAAUGAAUACCAUUUGAGCGUUGGUCUCUUUAUUCCUGUAUUUUUUCAUCAGUUGCCUUACAAUGAAAAUUGCAUCUGUUGUUGAUCUGCCCUGCAUAAAGCCAAAUUGAUUAUCGGAUAUUUCGGUUUCUUCACGUAUCCGUCUAUCAAUUACUCUCUUCCAUAUUUUCAUAGUGUGGCUAAGUAGUUUUAUAGCCCUGUAGUUUGUGCAUUGUUGUAUGUCUCCCUUGUUUUUGUGGACAGGUACUAAUAUACUGCUUCUCCAUUCGUCUGGCAUUUGUCCAACGUAAAAUUUAUUAUUGCUUUGGGGAGAUCUUAAAAGUUUUUUUCUAUUGACAUUUGAAAUUUGAGACAAGUUUGACAUUCUCUCUUGUUUCAUGGUGUUUUGACAAUACGUUUUGACUCUUUUGAGACAACAGAGAUCCCGUUCAUUUGAGGCAGAAUUUGCCCACAUUUGAGCACAAUAAUUUAUUAAUUUCGGGAACAGUUUGUUGUACCUAAUGAAUUGCAGUAUAUAAAAUUAAACAUAUUUUGUAACUUAUCCCACCUUCCGAAAAUAUUUGGAUCGCCAUAUAAACCUGUUAAUCCAUUUUCUUAUUUUAUUUGAUUAAAGAAUGAUGGAUAAUUUUUAAUGAACUUGUCUAAUAGAUAUUUUGAAAAUUCUUUGGCGUAACUUUUAAAUUUUGAAUCGUCAAAGAGGUCAAUGACUUAUAACAGUGAGUAAAUAAUAUUUUGCCUGGUGCAAUAGUUUUAACUUUUGCCUGGAGACCAUACAAUUCACCGGACAUCAAGGCAGCGCCGUCAUAAAUUUGCCUUACCAAUUUAUUUUUGAUAUAAAAAAAUUCUAAUAUGUCCUUUAAAACACCAAUAUAUUCUGUCUUAUGGCUUCUACUCACGUCUGAAAACCUAAAAACCUCUCAUAAAUAUUAGACGUAACGCGUAUCGAAGAACAAUUAUUGAUACUUGUGAAUGACAUGUUACCUCUAUCAGUGCAGAAAAGCAUCAAAAUGUAACUACUAAUUAUUGAUUCUUUCAUUCUGUGCUGUUUUAGGUACGCCGCUAAAUGUCUUCGAGUCAGAAAGUAAAUUGGAAAAUUUGUUAAACAAUUUUAUUUGUUCUCUAUAAUUAACUUGAUGUAACAAAUCCUCGGAUUUAUCCUGACACCUAAAUGGUAAUUCCUAACAACUUAAAAAAAUUACAAUAUCAAUCAUUAAACGACGUAAAACUACCUGCUUACCUAUUUCAUAAUUUUAUCCCGGACGCGAUAGCAAGGUACGUGGCUGUACGUGCCUUGCUACCGUUUGCAGAUCACCGCUCGGCAGAUUGGUUUCUGCCGUACUUGCCAUUCAAAUAGUACGGGAAAUAUAAAUAUAUAUAAAGUAUAAUUGGUUGCCUAUCGGCUAAUAUUCCAUAGCUUCUCAUUACAAGCAAAUCUUCAAUCUGGGGACGGGUUGCCGAGCCGGGCUCUAUAAUAAGAAUUCACACAAUCGCAAUCGGGUGCAUGGCUAUAGGAUCAUUUUUGAAAAGUCUCUUACGCACAGCGCACAGGGAUCACUUAACGUAUGGGAUCGAUCGAAUUCUUUUAAAAACAAUGAAUAAAAUUUAGUCUGUAUUAUCUCACAGAUAUUUUUUUUUCACAGAAACGAAUAUCAUCAACUCUGAUUUAAUUAAAUAUUUAAAAAAAUCUAUAAUGUGUCCAUAAAUGUGUGGGUCGGCACUGCGGACCCUGCCGACCCUGACCAGCCGUCACUGCCACUGCCUCAUUUAUUAUCAUGGGUCCGCUGUCUGGUUCUUCUGAUAUUGUUGGACCGAGUCUUUUAUCUUGAAAGAAGCCGUCUAUAUUUUUGUAUAUUCUUUCCAUCUUCGUAUUUUUGUUCCGUUGUCCUGAUAUUGAAACAUCACUUUGGAGUUUAUACUAUUAGAUUUUACAUCUGCUCUUGAGACAAUAUUGACCAGAUAACAAAAAAUAUAACACCGAUCUGCUUUGCAAGGUUAAACAAUGAUAUGACAGUUUUGAACAGUAAAAUACUAAUGUUAGAACUGAAGACAGACUCGAACAGAAAUAUCUCAUUCGUCCAGAUUUUUGUUUCUCAGAAUUUCGAACACUUGAUCCCAUAUUUAACGGUAUAGAAAAUCAGAUAGGACUUUCUUGCAAUCUAUGAAGCACACUCAAAUAUCUUGGUUAGUAUCUAAGCAUUUUUGAAUAUGAUCAUCAAAAGAAAAUAGUUCUCUUAUGCCUACAACACUACGGAAGCCCAAUUGCGUGCCAAUUAUAUUUAGUUUUAGUUUUUACUCUAUUGUAUCUAUACCUACAUAUUUUUAAAAACCCUGUUAUGGUAUGUUAAACAGUAAAUGGUUAAGUUCAAUUAGUUACUACUAUAAACAGCCCGGAUUAACCGAUAAUAGUAUACAAGGCCCGGUUUCAGGUAAAAUUUAUUUUAGGCUUUAUUAUGGGAGUACCGUCUAGUCAGUGUUAAUUGCAAAAGACCAACUCUGUCUACCUCGGUGGCUUAUCGCUCCGGGUGGGUCUUAACAAUGGGUCAGGUCAGAUAAAUUUAAUAAUAUUUACGACCGCACUAAUUGAACUCAAACCAUUUACUGUUGAACAAACCAUACCACAUAGUGACGUAGGGCAAUUUGCACUCGAUUGUACGUAUUUUUAUUUUAGAUCAAUUUAAUUAAUUAGGUACUUGAUAUGCCACAAAACUUUAUAGACACAAUUUUUUUAAUUGUAGUUUGUUGUUUUAGUUGUAAAUAUUUGUGUUAAUAAAUUAUUUAUACCUUUGUGAUCUCAA
Diabrotica virgifera virgifera (western corn rootworm) is the source of this 8714-nucleotide messenger RNA. RefSeq names its product facilitated trehalose transporter Tret1-like. The coding region runs from base 50 to 1516 and encodes 488 amino acids. Lineage: Eukaryota; Metazoa; Arthropoda; Insecta; Coleoptera; Chrysomelidae. The record is from RefSeq and is a predicted model, not a curated record. Gene Ontology annotation, cellular component: membrane. The transcript has 2 exons. Gene Ontology annotation, biological process: transmembrane transport. Gene Ontology annotation, molecular function: transmembrane transporter activity.